UGUUCCUCAAACACAGAUCCGUAGUGACUGCAAAAUAACAAUACAUUCUCUCAACUAUCCCUUUCCUCCCCGAAAUGUCUAAACUACAGCAGAUCAAUGUGUUUCUCAACGAAAAAUUAACAGCAGUUCCUUUGGAGAUAUCCGUGUUAGUUAAAAAAACGAUCGCAGAACACCAGGAAGAAAUCUCCCGUUUGAAACAGGCGAAUGCACGUUUACGAAGACUGCUGGAUUUGGUUUUCAAACCAGAGAUAAAGUUGCAUAGAUUAGCAGACCUCCAGCAGCUCACUCUCACUGAAGAGGAGGUUAACCCUGAGCAGCAGCACUGUGAGCAGGAAUGGAGCGCCAGUCUGGGGCCUCCGAUGUCUGAUGCCGAAGAGUCUAUAUGGAACUCUAUCAACAUCUUAACUGUAGAGAACCGGACAGAAUCUGAUGGCGAGAGCUACGGCGAGUCCGAAUCAACCAGUGACUAUGAGCCCCCCUCUGACAGUGACAACAGCGAAGACCUCCAGCAGCUCACUCUCACUGAAGAGGAGGUUAACCCUGAGCAGCAGCACUGUGAGCAGGAAUGGAGCGCCAGUCUGGGGCCUCCGGAGUCUGAUGCCGAAGAGUCUAUAUGGAACUCUAUCAACAUCAUAACUGUAGAGAACCGGACAGAAUCUGAUGGCGAGAGCUACAGCGAGUCCGAAUCAACCAGUGACUAUGAGCCCCCCUCUGACAGUGACAACAGUGAAAGUGAUAAUGUAAUAGUAAAUCUGGAGAAUAGAAUACGAUUGUCAGGGUUAAAGCCUCUUAAAUCAAAGAGAGGAAAAGGACGGCCAAUGAAAGAAUCCAGGGAGUUGCCUGAUCUGAAAUGUGAUGUUUGCGGAAAAUGCUUUGUGACAAGAGGUGGUCUACGAAUGCAUGGGAAAAAUAGGCACAGUGAAGAGAGACCAUACAUGUGUGACAUAUGUGGACAAGGUUUUGUCCUGAACUGCUACCUGAUCCGGCACAUGAAGACUCACACGGAGGAGGGACAACAUUGCUGUACCGUAUGUGGCAAAUGUUUCAAUCACAAGAAUAACCUGAAAAAUCAUAUGGGUACUCAUACAGGGCCGGCUUUUAAAUGUGAUUUGUGUGGAAAAUGCUUGACAACAAAAGGAAGUCUGAAACAGCAUCAGCAAAAUCACACUGGGGAGAAAUCGUAUCCGUGUAAAGAAUGUGACAAAUCCUUCAGCAUUAAGGGAAGCUUGAUAUUGCAUAUGAGGACUCAUACAGGGGAGAAACCAUUUCGAUGCAAAGAAUGUGGCAAAUGCUUCAGCGACAAGGGAACCCUUACAAAGCAUAUGAUGACUCACACAGAGGAGAAACCACAUCGUUGCAACGAAUGUGGCAAAUGCUUCAGUCUAAAGGGAAACCUGACAGUGCAUAUGAAGGUUCAUACAGGGGAGGGAGUUCAAUGUCAUUUGUGUGGAACUCACUUGAAGUUAGCAUCAAGUCUGAAGAGACAUCUGCGAACUCACAAAAUAAAUACACAAUGACUAAGAACAUGUAACAAUGCCCUUUGUGUAAAAUGUGUUAGAUGGAAGAGACUAUUAAGAGGACAUCCCACUGGGCACAUACAUCAGUUUGUCUAGUUUUGAUUUAAAUUAGGUUGAGUUGUUAACUAACAUGUAGGGCUUCCGUAAAUUCAACGUGAAAUCAACAAAACAUUUCACCAUUGGAUUUAGGUUGGGUGAGAAAAAUAAAUAAUAAUCUCCCCAAUUUUGUGAUAUCCAAUUAUGAUCUUGUCUCAUGCGUCCCCCAAAACGCCAAACCGUGCUUCUUAAAACCCGCCCGCUUAACCCGGAAGCACCAAUGUGUCAGAGGAAAUACCAUUC
Molecule: messenger RNA, 1856 nt
Organism: Coregonus clupeaformis (lake whitefish)
Lineage: Eukaryota; Metazoa; Chordata; Actinopteri; Salmoniformes; Salmonidae
Product: zinc finger protein 567-like
Exons: 3
Coding region: 75-1517 (480 amino acids)
Biological process (GO): regulation of DNA-templated transcription
Molecular function (GO): DNA-binding transcription factor activity, RNA polymerase II-specific; RNA polymerase II cis-regulatory region sequence-specific DNA binding
Source: RefSeq, a predicted model, not a curated record